This is a messenger RNA of Zootermopsis nevadensis, 2695 nucleotides long. RefSeq names its product leucine-rich repeat domain-containing glycoprotein 150 (gene Gp150). The record is from RefSeq and is a predicted model, not a curated record. Gene Ontology annotation, molecular function: protein binding. NCBI's taxonomy places the organism in Eukaryota, Metazoa, Arthropoda, Insecta, Blattodea, Termopsidae.
AAAAGGGUGUCCCACGUAACUCGGAACCCACCUGCUAGCAUGCGACGGCAAUGGCUUGCGUUGUGACUAAUCCAUGUCCCGGUAGUUCGCUCUCUGCUACUACUGCUGCUGCACGCGGUUUCACAUUAAGUGGGACAGUCGUAUACAAAGCAAAUAAAGAUCUCAUUCGGAAUAUUCUAGAUAACCUAAAAAAGCUGUUUUAAAGGAUCUGAGCGUAGAUGCAAGAUGUUAAGUUCUUGCCCGAGGUCCUCAUUCAAAACGAUAUCUCAUACGUAUGUAAUUCCUCCAUUAUAAGGACAAUGACUAAACAGUGACUGAUUUUAUGUGGAAAAAAAGACCGACGAUUAUCAGCUGAGAUUAUCACUUGCUUAAGUUUUGACAAGGGUCAACUACAAUGAGACGUUUACUUGUGCACAGCGUUCUCACACUUCUGGUAUCAGUACACCUGGUGAGGAGCGGUGACUGUCCAACAUACUGCAAGUGUGAUACAACAGGGACAUCGGGAAUCCACGCAAAAUGUAGUGCCUUUGAUGAUACACAACAGUUUGGCUUGGAAAUUGCUUAUCUGGACCUCUCCAAUAUUCCCAAAUCAUCAGGAUUAAAACUUACAGAUCGAAUCUUUUCUAAUGUAGGUCUCAAGCGCAUUUCAUCGAUUACGUUAGCAAAUAGCGCUUUGAAGGAGAUACAUGUAAAUGCAUUUCAUGGCCUCCAUAACCUGAAUCAGCUGAAUCUCAGUAGAAAUCAUCUUGGGCUGCUUGAACCUGACAUGUUUGCAAACAACACGCACCUAGAGAAACUCUCUCUGAGUCAAAACUCACUUCAGAACAUGCAAGUUAAAAAUUCUCCAUACAGUGAGUAUUUUCUUAAUAUUCCAUCACUUCAAGAUUUGGACCUGUCUGGAUGUAGUUUGUCUCACCUGCUUCCAACAAUGUUUAAGAAGCUAACAACAGUAACAUACGUCAAUCUGGCAUCAAACAACAUCUCGGAUAUACCAAAAGAAACAUUUGCUCCUUUACUUGACUUGGGUGAUCUGGACCUUUCAGAUAACAAAGUGAGUCAACUGAGCUCAGAUAUGUUUGAAAAUAACUCAGAAAUAAACUCACUGACCAUGAGAAACAAUCCUCUGUCAUCACUCAGAAGCGUUCAAAUAGAAAGUCUUCAGAUAUUGGAUCUUAGUCUGUGUAAAUUCACUACUAUUGACAUGGAUACCUUUGUCGGAUUCCCAAAUAUGAGAGACUUAAAUCUUAGCGCUAAUGCUAUAACAUCAAUAAAUUCAAAUGCCUUCAAGAAAAUGACAAAACUGCAAAACUUGGACCUAUCAAAUAAUAAAUUGAUUGGUCCACUUUCUGAUGAUAUCUUCGUCAAAAAUGUCCAAUUAGAAACACUGAAACUUGCAAAUAAUCCUCAAAUGAAAAGGUUUCCUGAAACAGGUUUCAAAGAGGAGUUCAGUGAAAUUUACUUCCUGGAUGCGUCGAGAUGCGGACUGACACAUUUGGAAGAAGACAAUUUGAAGAGGUUGGACCACCUAAGACGUCUGUACCUAAGCGGAAACGAAAUUCAGUACAUCAAACCUGGUGUUCUGAGCCCUAAAAUAAUUUUUCUAGAUUUAUCAGGAAACAAAAUUGCUCAUCUUGAUCAAGUCAGUUUUCCUUCUGGAUCAUCGUUAAGAACACUUUAUCUUUCUGGGAAUCCAAUAAAGAAGAUUUCGCCAGCUAACUUUGUCAACACCGCUAGACUGAAGAGCCUCCACCUGAACUCAUGUGAGCUUAAACAACUGUGGGACACAACUGAAACAGCACUUAGGCCUCUCAAAUUUCUCAGUUACCUCAACAUUGCUAAUAAUAAAAUCAAGAGUUUAUCUCCAAAAGAUUUAAAUUAUAUUGAACAUGUGCAGACUCUUGUACUGAGUGGCAACCCACUGACAUGCAAUGAUGAUAUGAAGAAGCUCGUCACACUGCUGACUGAAAGAGAGGUGGCAUCUUCAGAUGCCACACAAAUGAAACAGUUUGAAGAAAUGAAGAUUACAGGUGCUGUGGAUUUAGUAUCUAUGAAAUACGAGUUGGGAUGGGAAAAAUUUAUGAACUACAUCUGUCAAGAAAAGCAGAGACUAAUUGAUAUAACCAAACCAGAUUACUCCGGUGACAAAGUCGUGGAUCCCAAAUCUAUUUCAGAUGAAUCCGAAGAUAAAAUAAUUCUUGAACCACCGUCGGACCAUACUGAAAUGGUAUUUGACAUUGAAGAAAUAGCCUUUAUCUCCACAGGUAUACCAGAGCAUGCGUUGAAUUAUUUUCCAGAGGACAUUCACAAGGAUCCUGUGACACACACAAAGAUAAACUACACGUGGCCCAUCAUAAUAGUAAUUUUAUCAGCAUUUUCAAUCAUUUUGGCACUUCUCAUUUUCGUAGCACUCUUUCUUCGGUGGAGUAGGCAGAAGAAUAGUUACAGGAAUAGGAAUGCAAGAAGGCUUAGUAUAUGUCGUACAGCGCUGUACCAGCAGCUGUAUGAGGAUCCUAAUACCCCCACUACACCAGUGAUGAUGACCAAAGAUCCAGAACAUGCCAGUGAACAGCGAAUAUAUACUUCCCCUAACGACGACACCAAUAAAACUACCACUGAUACUGCACAGCCAAUUAGCAAGGUUUCAUACCUCAGCAGUCCUUUUCAUCACUCUAACAUUGUUCCUGAAUCUGUAUGA